AUGCACAUGCGGGAGCCACGAGCCUCCCCGCGCGUGACAGAGCGCCCGAGAGCGAGCGCAGCGGCUGCCGGCGAGCGGCGGGCGGCGGGCGGCGGGCGAGCGGGCGGGGCGGCGCUGUCAGCGCACUCGCAGCGAGGCGACCCGGCGGGCGGCGGCACGGCGAAGGCGAAGGCGAAGGCGAAGGCGGCGAGGAUGCAGCCCGCGAGCUGGUGCCUGUGGCCGCUCCUGCUGGCCCUGGGCGUGGGGAGCAGCGGCGGCGGCGGCGGCGGGGACGGUCGGCGGCGCCGCCUCCUCGCGGCUCAAGUCAACAAGCACAAACCCUGGAUUGAAACUUCAUAUCAUGGAGUCAUUACGGAAAACAACGACACAGUCAUUCUGGACCCACCUCUGGUAGCCCUGGAUAAAGACGCACCCAUUCCCUUUGCAGGUAAGAUGACAGCUUGGGCUUGCUAG
Molecule: messenger RNA, 453 nt
Organism: Suncus etruscus (white-toothed pygmy shrew)
Lineage: Eukaryota; Metazoa; Chordata; Mammalia; Eulipotyphla; Soricidae
Product: calsyntenin-2-like
Exons: 3
Coding region: 1-453 (150 amino acids)
Source: RefSeq, a predicted model, not a curated record